Betta splendens (Siamese fighting fish) is the source of this 3346-nucleotide messenger RNA. RefSeq names its product major prion protein homolog. Lineage: Eukaryota; Metazoa; Chordata; Actinopteri; Anabantiformes; Osphronemidae. Gene Ontology annotation, biological process: protein homooligomerization. The record is from RefSeq and is a predicted model, not a curated record. The transcript has 2 exons. The coding region runs from base 260 to 1291 and encodes 343 amino acids. Gene Ontology annotation, cellular component: membrane.
AUCAUUUACGGUAACACACAGACGUCAUGGCAAAGUUGAGGACGCUACGAAGCCACGCCCCUCGGACACGACGCCCCGCGCAUAUGUCGUGCGGCGUUUCAGUGCGUCCCAUAUAACAGGAAUUCACCAGGUUCCACAUCGCCGAGAAGUUCCUGUUCGUUCAUUAUGCAUUUAUAAUAUUUGUAUUCUAAUGUGAACCAAAUAGGGCAACAUCGAGCAAACCGCCUGUCGCCACUCAAGCCUUUCCAGCAGGGUGAAGAUGAAGAGGAACCCAUUAUCAGUGCUGUGUCUCUCUUCGCUUUUGCUUUAUAUUGACCUUUCCUUUGCCAGGGUUAGAAUAGGAGGGGGCUUUGGAAAGGGCCUUAGCUUCAAGCCCCCAUCAACAAACAGAGGCACAGGCAUCACUAACACAGGCCACAAAGGCAGCCAUGGUUCCAGCUCAUUGGGUGGAAUCCCCAAACAGUCAGGUAGACCUUCGUAUCCUGUAACUGGCAGGUCCGGCGGCUAUGGUGCUUAUCCAGGGAAAAACAUCAACCACAACCCCAACAACAGAGUCCUGAGCCCUCGUUAUGGCGGCAGCUUCGGUUACGGAGGCCGCGGUGUGAGGGGCGGCUCUCCGUAUUCCCAGUCAGUCCAGGCCAUGGGCGCGUAUCCCUCGGAUGAGUCCAGAGAUUACGGGCAAAGAGCGGUGAUGGCGGCAGCGGGAGGGGCUAUGGCAGGAAUGGCCCUGGGCUACGGGCUGGGAAGGUUCCCCCGUCCCCAUUUCAGCUUCCACAGCCCCCAGGAGGAGUAUUACUACAACCACUACAUGUACAGGAAGUACGGAGUCAAAUCUACUGAUACCAAUGACUACAGCAGAGACUACAAGUACACGCAGCCCCCUAUGACCUACGGCAGCUUCAUGGACUCCUGCAUGAAGAGAACAGACGUUCUGCCCGGGGAGAACCCGCCGCCAAAAGCAGCCGCCGUCGCCUCAGCGCUGGACACGGGCAGCGACGCAGUGGAGGCCCAGAGCUCAGCAGCUCCGGCCCCUGGCCUCGCAAAGCAGCCCGACGCCAGCGGCGACGCAGAGGACAGUGACACCGUCAGCAUUGUGGAGAUCGGCUAUCCAGCGCUGAUUGAGCAGAUGAAGGCCCGGAGCUGCUUGGAGAUGUACAUGGUUUACUCGGACAAGUACCUGGUGAAAGCGCGGGCACAGCGACUGCACACGCGCUCGCAAGGACUAUUAGUUCUACUCACUAGCGCUCUAAUGAUGCUACUGAAUAGCGACAUGCUAGUGCUGCUGCACUGAGGUCCCUUAGGAGGAGCUCAGUGUGCGCCUCCAGAUCGUUCUUUUCUCUGCUUUGACUGUUACAGUUCCAUUCGCUGUCCUAAUCCUACGCUAAGUGUUGCUUCAUUGCUGCAGUAAUGGUAGCGGGUCACAGUACUGACUCAUCGUCCUGUCUCCGUAAUGUGUUCACGAGCUUUUGAACGGCGUCCUGGCCGGGCCCCAGAUAGUCACGUUAGCGGGUUGGUUUGGCACCAGCUCCGCCUCAGUGACCGGCCUGAAUGAACGGCUCCACGCUAACGAAGCGGCGCCUGCUUUAGCGUUGUGUGAUCACUUCAGGUGUGUUUCCAUUUGAGCGCGGCUCAAGGUGCGUCUUCUGUCUGUAUUUACCAAUAUUGGCAUCAUCGCUGAUUGUAGUGUAGUGUAAAACAGGGACUUUUAUCACAUAAGGUCUCUUGGAACAAUUAAAAACCAAAACAACGGACUGGUGAGUGUAUAAUACUGCUCCGUAUUGUAUUUGGAACAACAGGCUAAAUGGAGAAACAGUAGUUUGCAUGCUGUUGCCUUAAAGUGCUUCAAGGUCUCUACUUAAUAUGCUGCCCAGUGUUUUGCUGCAGUGGAGCUUGUGAAGUGCUCUUAAAAGUGAAAAUGUCUCCCGAUGUUUCGAAUUCCAAGCCAAACUCAUCUCGUUCCUUUUUCUACUAACUUUCUAUAUGUUACCUUUGACUAUCAGUAGAGUUUGUGGUUACUGAGCUUUGUUACCCAGGAUUUAUGUACGUACGAUUUGUACAGUUGUUAAAUGUUUGAACUGCAAACCAAGUCAAGCUCAGCACAGGAUCAUCUGUAACUACGGUACAGCUGCAUACAUGCACAUGUUAUAGGUCCUCUCAACAAUGAUUCUCGAGCAUUCACGUUUGUGUGGAAACACUGCUGUUUUGUGAGCAGUUUUUCUGUAUGUUAUGUUGCACUUUAAAUUACACUCACUGCCAAGUUUCCAUAAGAACGUCUGUAUGAUGUUUACUCUCCAGUAUGUUCAGUAUGUCAAAAAGCUCAUUAACGCCGCAUUAGGAAAAUACUGAAAAAUAAAGAAACUCACAAAACUUUAAGAGGGAAAUUAGUGGCUGGGGAAACAAUUGCGCUUUUACAGACUCCAAUUUGUAUUAUUCUGAACAAACUCUACACAAUUGUAAACUAGGAAGACAUGUACAAGUACAAUCUGCAAACAGGUGAAUGUAGGAACGUGGCCACUGCUCACCUGUAGACACGGCUGUGGCUGACCUGUUCCUACCAGACACUCUGCAGCUUUAUUCCGCUGACGUAUUGUUACGUUGCUGAUAAAUUAAGAGCAGGAGAGAUCACAGCCUCUAAUCCAGCUUUGACAAACAGAUCUUACAUAAACAACGUCAGCACUACGACCCAACCUGACGCUGUGAUGACGGGACCAGGUGAAGCAUUUAUAAUCUCUAAAUGCUGCUUAGGAUCCUGCUUUAAAUGGAAAUACAGGACCUUCACCUCAUUAAUGGAUAAUCAAGAGCCGUAACAUAAACUCACGUCUGCGUGAUUAACUCAACACUUUUUUGACAGGAAGAACAAAUAAGAUAUGAUAAUGCAGUUAAAUAUAUAUACACCUACACAUAUACACAGACUACGGACUACAUGCAACCAAGGGAGAUGACACGAUUCGCUUUGUCCACACUUUAAUCCAUCUCCUCCUCAGAUGACAUCACUACAGUUAGAUUGGGAAUAAUCCUGAGAUUGUGAGAUUACAGCUACAGUAGCCUGCACUUACAAAGACGAUAGUACUUUGAUCUGUCUCUGUCUCUGCAUUGUUAAUGGUGCUUUCUAGAGAUAAAAUAUAGUUUACAGUAUAAAACGCUCUAAUGUGUUAUGUCACAGCAUCCAUUAUGAAGCAUCAGUUUAAAUACUGUGUUUACAGUGCACUCACCUGUUGAAUCUGCUGAAAUGAAGCGGAGCAGCAGUUCAGAUGUUAAUGUGUCCCUUGUCUGUGUUUCAGGGCCAGUUGCUAAUUCAGUCUGAACUGUUGAGUAAAUUAAAUGUAAUAAAUAAUUAUUCACAGAC